Messenger RNA from Racocetra persica, 487 nucleotides. Lineage: Eukaryota; Fungi; Glomeromycota; Glomeromycetes; Diversisporales; Gigasporaceae. The record is from the annotation of a GenBank genome assembly.
UGAAUCUUUUGAAGCUUGGAUUGAUCUAAUCUAUGGCUCAGAAAACCAAGAUACUAGCGAUAAUUCAAGUCUUAGUAGUGACAAUAAAGCUGAUAUACCAUCAGCAGGAAAUCGUCGACAAUGGCAAUAUGUACAUAGAAGUGCAUAUCAUAAUAAAAAUUAUAUAUGUCAUAAAAAAUGUAAAAUUAAAAGAAGAAAAGCAUCUACAGACCUGGAAGAUUCUAAUACUGUAGAAUACUUAUUACCUGUAGAUUGCUCUGGGUUUUUAGAAAAAGCACGAGCUGCCAUUUUUUUGUCACUUGAUGAGCUAUGGAAUAUAUCUAAUAUAAUAGAUUUAAAAGCUUCUAUUUUAGACCCUGAUUUAAAUUACUUCCAUUUGCCACAAUUCAAGAACAGAAAGAAACUAAAACACAAGUCUGUAAUGAAUUAUCAUUGCUUGAAAACACAAAUAAAUGUUUCAAGUAAUGUUGAAGCAGUAAAAAGCCUG